Molecule: messenger RNA, 276 nt
Organism: Arabis nemorensis
Lineage: Eukaryota; Viridiplantae; Streptophyta; Magnoliopsida; Brassicales; Brassicaceae
Source: the annotation of a GenBank genome assembly
AUGGACAGAAUCCAAGUGAUGGCUUUCAGACCAAUCCUUGAAGCUAAACUUAGAGAAUUGCUGCAUAAGAUUAGUUUACAUGAGAUUAAGCUAUGCUCUGAUGCUGCUAAAGAGUUUUCAAAGUUACUAAAAGGAGAAACCGGCGGCGAUUUGUUGCGUUUAUAUUUCUACAGAUCACCCGAAUGUUGGCAGCUUCGACAUGGCGGAAAACAAGGACUAUCGUGUAUAUUCCCGCUAAUCAAAACGAUUUUGAGCCCAUCCUUAGGGAAGAAGUAG